This is a messenger RNA of Racocetra persica, 781 nucleotides long. NCBI's taxonomy places the organism in Eukaryota, Fungi, Glomeromycota, Glomeromycetes, Diversisporales, Gigasporaceae. The record is from the annotation of a GenBank genome assembly.
CUUUAUCAUAAAUUAUCUUACAAUGGUUCAUUUAUUGUUCAAUCUGCUAAUAAUAAAAAGUAUGAAAGAUAUGAAAUACCAGAUUUUAAUAUUUUGCCUGAAAAAAAACAACAAAUUAAUAUAGAAUAUAGAGGUUGUAAAUUCAAUAUCGUGUAUAAAUUGCAAGAAAAUAAUAACAAUAAUAAUCAAAGUUAUCCUCAACCUCAAUUAUACUACUAUAAAGAACCAGAUCUAGUGCCUUCUAUUUUUUUAUUAGUUAUUAAUAAUAACUCAAGUUCAAAUAACAAACUUGACAUUAAUGCAAUUACUGAAUUCAUUAGAAAUUGGAACAGAGUUCAACUUUUAUCAGACUUGAAUAGUUUGGAAACUAUUGUAUUAGAUGAACCACAAGAAAUAUUAUUGAAAAGAGAAUUAGAUUCUUUUGUUAAUGACAAAGAGUUUUACAAAAGAAUUGAUCUCUAUUAUCUUAAUCUCAAAGAAAUUAAAAAUGAUAAUAAUAUGAGUACUGCUUUUAGUUCUGUUCUACCAAAUCAAAUAAUUGUUCUUGAAAAUAUUAAUACACAAUCAAAUAUUUUUUAUAAAAAAGAUAUUAGCUACCCAAAUUAUUAUAACUUUAUAUCUGAAGAUUUUAUAAAAGAAAAUGAUGAUCUAUCAAAAUAUAAGAAUUUAUUUUUAUUUAUAAGUUUAUCUAAUUUUCUUGAAUGUUUGGAUGGACAAAUAUUAUCAGAAGGCACGAUAAUUAUCAUGACAACUAAUCAUAUUAAACAUCUUGACCCGCAUG